AUGUCCUAUUUUGGAGUAUAAAUACCUAAAAAGCCACAAACUUCAGAGAUAUCUUCUAGAAAGAGGAUUCGUAUUUCCUAGAAAUAGGAUUUAAAUUUAUUAGAAAAAGAUUAAAAAAACUAAAAAGAAAUAACUUAAUCAUUUAUCAGCUAAAAUGAUUUGUAGAGUCCAAAGGAGAUAGGUAUUUCAUAAUAAUACAGCAUAUAUGGGAUAAAACAAAAACAUGAAAAAGAAUUUAAUAGAAAAAAUAUUUUUAGCAAUAGCAACAUACAAAACGAUUAAGCACCUAGUACGAAGAACAACAUCUCAGUACAGAAAAUAUCUAAAACAAUGAACAAUUUUUUCAAAGAAAAUCAGCAAACAGGAGAAAAAAAAGGUUCUACCUUCUACUCACCAGUUACUCAAAUUUUACAACCUAAAAACUCAGUUCAAAUAAACCCUAAGAGAAAUAUUUAUGGUUAUCUUGUUUCACCUUAACCUAAGUAGCUUAGUAAUAUUUUUUAAUCUUCAUAGCUCGUCUUUGGUGAUAACAAAGUAUUUGUUAAACAGUAAACUUCUAGAGUUAGUUAUUCUACAAAAGAAGAAUCUGAUCGUCCUCGCAGCUAUGCUGGAUAUAAAUCAUUUACCACUUUGUUAACAUCGAAGAGUAGAAUAGAGGAAAAUGACAAAUCCAAUAAUUAAACAAAAGCUUAACUCUCUUAGCCAGCUCCUUAUAAAUUUAUAAUUGGCAAAGGAAAUAAUUCUGAAUUAGUAAGAAAAGUGAUGUCAAAGAAAUAGGGUUGGGUAGAAUGCACUGGCCAUUACGUUUAUUAUAAUUUCAAUUGGUAGUCAGUAAGCAGUUUAGUUAAGUUUGAUCGGAUGAAAAGCUCUGAACACCAUACAUACCUAGUAAAUCACUUUGAAUUCCAUAGAGAAAUAACCUAAAAAGACAGAUUGAUAAAAAAUAUAAGCAACUACUCAAAGCUCAAUUAAAUUAAUUAAUUUGACAUUACUCCUUUGACUUUCAUCUUUAAUUUUGAUUAAGACAGUUUCGAUUCAGAAAUGGAAGAUUUUCUCAGCUUCUUUCUUUCUAAAUCAACUACUCCUGCUGUAGAAAUGAUAGCAAUAGAAAUCUUGAGAAGAAAAAAUUAUUAUCGUAACUCUUAAAUGAAAUCUAGCUAAAUAUUAAAUAGUGCUCGUACUAAAAUUAGCUAUAACUAAGUUUCUAAUCACAGUUGCUUAUUCAGAGGCAAAAAUAUAUGGAUAUUUAAACCUAGUGAUACAAAUAGAGGGAGAGGAAUCAAAUUAUUUAAUAGUGUUUAAUAGCUCUUGAGUAUUCUCCAAGAGUAUGCAGAAUCAACGAUCCCAAAAUCUUAUAAAAUGGACUAUAAUGGAAUAAAAAAAAUAUCCCUGAAUAGGCAGUUUGUUAUUUAAAAAUAUAUUGAAUAACCAUUACUAAUUAAUCAAAGAAAAUUCGAUAUUAGAAUGUGGGCUAUGAUGACAUAUGACUUUCAAGUGUAUAUAUUUAAAGAAGGUUAUAUUAGGACAGCAAGUGAAAAAUAUGAUUUAUAAGAGAAUAACUUUAACGAUUUAAUUAUCCAUUUAACAAAUAAUGCAAUAUAAAAAACUGACGAAAGAUAUCAGAAAUUUGAAUUUGGUAAUCAGCUAUCUUUCAACAAUUUAGAAAAAUACUUCAAAGAUUCAAAAAUAAACUGCAAUUUUAGAUAAAAAAUAUUACCUAAAAUGAAGGAAUACAUAGUAUUUACUCUUGACUCUAUUAAAAAUAAAAUAAACUAAUUUGAUAGAAAAUUUUGUUUUGAAAUUUUUGGAUACGAUUUUGUUAUUGAUAAUUAACUAAACCCUUGGCUAAUUGAAGUAAAUACAAACCCAUGUCUCGAGGAAUCGAGUCCUCUUUUGCAGUAGUUAAUACCAAGAAUGUUAGAUGAUGCAUUUAAAUUAACAGUUGAUAAAUACUUUCCAGUAAAAAGUGAUUUUUUUAAAGAAGAUGCUCUUGUAAAUCCAACAGUUUAUAAAGUUGAUGGAUAUUACGACUAUGAAAAUAUGUGGGAGUAAAAUCCAAGCUUUGACUAUUAUUUGCUUAAAAAGAAAAAAGAAAUUAAAAUAAAUUGA
Messenger RNA from Tetrahymena thermophila SB210, 2109 nucleotides. RefSeq names its product tubulin-tyrosine ligase family protein. NCBI's taxonomy places the organism in Eukaryota, Ciliophora, Oligohymenophorea, Hymenostomatida, Tetrahymenidae. The record is from RefSeq and is a predicted model, not a curated record. The transcript has 13 exons. Gene Ontology annotation, biological process: protein modification process.